AUGACAACCAAAAUGGUUUCAUCUCAUCGACUACUCACGUUGAUGGUGUUUGCUCUCCUCCUCAUACCUAUGAUUUCUGGACAAUCAUCAAAAUGUACAAAAGGAUGUACGAGCACACCAGAAUGCAAUAUAAAAUGCAUGAAGAAAGGCGGAGGGCAUUGUCAAGCAUAUAUAGGCAGAAGUCACGGCCGAUUGGCUAUUGAAAAUUAUUGUUGCUGCAAUAAUUAUUCAAAUUCUCCCAUCUCCAGUCCGGUCAUGAAUUGA
Molecule: messenger RNA, 264 nt
Organism: Arabidopsis thaliana (thale cress)
Lineage: Eukaryota; Viridiplantae; Streptophyta; Magnoliopsida; Brassicales; Brassicaceae
Product: Protein of unknown function (PD694200)
Exons: 2
Coding region: 1-264 (87 amino acids)
Cellular component (GO): extracellular region
Source: RefSeq, marked reviewed